This is a messenger RNA of Dicrocoelium dendriticum, 1618 nucleotides long. NCBI's taxonomy places the organism in Eukaryota, Metazoa, Platyhelminthes, Trematoda, Plagiorchiida, Dicrocoeliidae. The record is from the annotation of a GenBank genome assembly.
GUUUAUGUUUAGGUCAACAACUAUAUUUUUGUUGACCCAACAACAACUCACUGUACUUUUGUUUUUACUUUAUUUUCUUGUUUAUUAUUUAGGAAGUAUACUGGGGUAAUGGUAGCUUACAGUUGUCGCCGAACUUAUUUGACGUCAAGGUUGAACAAAAUGACGGCAGCUCUCCAUGCAUCCGGUUUUGAAUGUCUAUUCGCUCGUUGCUUUCUAACUGCCGACCUCCUUCUCCCGCUAGUUUUCUCCGGCGGCUGACCCGAUAGUAUCAGUUUUUAAAUGUUGGUCUUAAUAAUUCGGGAUGGCUGAACCAGACGAAGGUAAUUUUGCAACAUUAUGCAUCAUUAUUUUCACAAAUUAAGAUAAAAACGCCGAAGAGCGAUAUGAAAUCCUCCAGGACUUAUGUAAGCAACAGAUGUUGAUUAAUGAGGCACUUAAAGCCGAGGUAUUAAGACUGGGGGAAUUGUAUCAAAAAGCAUCUACAGAACGCAGUUUGCUAUUAAAUGAAUUACUUGAAAAUCACUCCUCCUGCACAAGUGCCGUUUUCGCGAGUGAAGCCAGUGAUUAUAUUGUUCCUUGCUUUCCUAAAAAACGCUCUAUGGCCGAUCCGGUGGUUGAGAUUCCAAGGAAGACUCCGGCUAUGUCUCUCAGUCCUGAACGCAAGGUCGUCUCGCAGCCUUCUGGAUCUUCCGAGUCGGAUCUACACGGCGAGGAUUCAAUGGGCUAUGAUCCCGACACAUGGAUGGCACAGGAUUCGUCCACAGUUUUGGAUCAACGAGAGAAAGCGCCUUUGAUCGUCCCUUCUGCUACCGCACCUGUGCGCAGCUCGGUUUCCAGACUUCAAAACUUAGCGACGCAGUUAAACUCACCAUCUGGUCUCACAGUGAGGGAUCCACAAACAAAUCCAAACUGUAAUUGGCAGCAACCAUACACUAGCCCCGGAUCGCCUCCUACUCUGGCUGUCCCGACAUCGUCUGCAGCCAAUCCAGUUAUCGCACGUUCUCUAAAGGCCGCCUCUUUGGUUACCAGCUCUUCUGUAUCGUCCAGUUCGAGCAUUCCAUUUGUGCCCAUUUCUGGGCAUAAAGGUCCAACACCACCAGGUCUGCAAGGCAUGAAAAGCAUAUCAUUCUCUUCUAGCCGUGCUGUGUGCGGCGCUCAAGGUUCUCCUCUAUCUCGGCCCAAUGCUCCAAUCAGCGUUGUUUUCAAUACCAACACGUCGUGCUCAGGCAGCGGUCAAGCGACAUUGCUCGGGACUAAAGUCCAGUCUUCUCCACAGGGUACAACUUCGUUGCGGUUGGCUUGCUCCACUUCUGGUCAACGUAUUUUGAUACAACCAUCGAGCACAAACGCAAGAUCUGUUGUGGUGCAUCCAUCGGAGAAUCACUCGAGCGGAACCACUGGAAACUCCCAGUAGCUGAUGUGUUUGUAAAAAUCGUCUGCCUUAUUUUCACAGUACGAAGUCUUCAGUUAUUUAUUCACUCCACGAAAUUAUGUACAUUCCUACCCAUCCGCACUCUAUGUACAGUUGCUUCCUAUGCAUUUCUGACCCAGUGCGACUCAGACCCCGCUUCUUGCUCGUUGCACGUAUUUUGAACUUACUUUCUUGAUAAAUAAUCCC